This is a messenger RNA of Chlorella variabilis, 2340 nucleotides long. RefSeq lists its product as hypothetical. Bases 1 to 2340 code for a protein of 779 amino acids. The record is from RefSeq and is a predicted model, not a curated record. NCBI's taxonomy places the organism in Eukaryota, Viridiplantae, Chlorophyta, Trebouxiophyceae, Chlorellales, Chlorellaceae. The transcript is spliced from 4 exons.
AUGACUGGCGAGGUGCACGAGUUUUUCCUGACCAUGAUGGCCAUGGGGUUGGCGGCGUCGAUCGCCAGCGGCACCGCCCACGGGCUACAGCAGGCGAUCGCCACCUACGCGGCAGUGGUGGCGGCGGCGCUGGGGCUAGCUGGCGUGGCCCCCGCCGCCAGCGGCGCUGUCGCAGCCGAGGCGAGGCAGGCUGCGCCUGGGGCGGUGGUGGGCGGGCAGGCGGCGAGGUCGCUGGCGGGCGCGCAGCUGCAGUUCAAGCUGAAGACCAUCCAGGUGGCAUCGGUGGCGCUGGGGACACUCAUCACCGCUGCUCACGUCAUGGAGCGCUUGACCCUGCGAGCAACGGCCGCAGUAAAGGAGGCAGCGGCGGCCUCUGACGCAGGCUCAGCCACCCCCGUGCUCGCGUUCGCCACAGCCGCUUCUAGUGUGUCUGCCCCCAAGGCCAACCCUGUGGAGCAGCAGCAGGCGAGCAGUCCUGACAGCAGGCAGGCUGAUGUGCCGGCUGCAGCCGCUGGGGACCAGCAGGCAGAGCAGCGGCUAGGGGACGCUGUUGUGGCUGUGACUGAGCACCAGGAGGUAGCUGUGGAGCACCAAGAGCCUGCGGCUGGGGUGGCAGCAGACAGCGUUGCAGCAGCUGCCGAGGAGCAGAAGGAGACACCUGCCGCUGAGCGAGCUGCUGAAAUAGCAGCUGCAUCGGUGGAGGUAGAUGAGGAGGCGGCGCAGCCUGUGCCCACCCUGGCGGCUGGCAGGCAGCUGUUGGCAGGGAGCUGGCAGCCCAGCGUGCCGCUUACGCCCGGCAGGCAGAUGGGUGCAGGCAGCUGUGGACUGGCCGAGCGGCUGGCUAUUGCAGCGCCAUCCAGUGCAGUGGUGGUGGAGGCAGCGGCAGCUGUCGAGCUGGCAGCAGCAGCGGUCCAGCUGGCCCAUGCUGCAGUGGAAGUGGCAGAGGCGGUGGCAGCUUCACACGAUGAAGACGAGGCGGCAGCUGGCGAGGCAGACAUGGAGCUUGUGCCAUCUACUCAUGCACCAUCGGCAGCUGCGCAUCUGACUGCUUGCGAUGGGGCAGAGGCAGAGGAGGCCGCACCAGUGGGCGAGCGGAAGGCUGGCGAGCAGGAGGAGGGGCCGAGAGCUGAUGCUGUCCCAGCCGAGGCGCAGGAGCAGCAGAUUAACCAGAUGGAGCCGCCCAACGGCGAUGCUGUGCGGCCCGGCAUGAGCAUCGAGGAGGCAACCACGGAUGUGAAGCGGUGGAUGGCGGCAUGGCAUAGCGGCAGCGCGGGUGAGCAAGAAGCACCGGCAGGGGCGGAGGCGGCCCCCGCCGCAACAUCUGCCGCCGCUGAGGACAGUGACAGCAAGGAGGCGCCACCUGCCAGUGACAGCAAGGAGGCGCCACCCGCCAGCGGCGCGGAGGAGGAGGAGGCCAGCCCCAUUGCUGCGGCAGCUCCCAUCACCCGCAUCACCGAGCCGUCCCUGCCUGGCAUUGCGGCUGCUGUGCUGGCUGCCAUCACCGCUGAUGCGCCGGUGGCCUCCACUCCUGUGGCGGCAGGCGAUGCCUCCAACGGCGCCGCUGCUGCCGCCCAGGAGGCAGAGGGGCAGGCAGCCGAGGUGGUGGAGGCAGAGCAGGAGCCUGUGCUGGCCCUUGCAUUGGCGGCACCUGUGGCCCCCGUCCCCGUCGGGCCGUCCACCCAGGAGCGCGAGGCUGCCUACAAGGCACGCAUUGCUGCCGUGCUGGCUGAGUCAAAGCUGGCGGGAGGCAUGCACGCACCUGGGCACGUUGCUGCAGGUGCCGCCGGCGGCGCCCUGGCGGCCUCCCAGUCGCAGCAGCUGCAGCCGCAGGCCCUGCGCAACAAGCACCUGGCGAUGCGCAGCAAGGGCAUGGACUGCCUGCAGGGCGCCCCCAGCUUCCAGCGCAUUGCACCGCACCCGGCCUCCGGUGCCGCCGCGGCCCCAAGCCCCGAGUGGGUACCCGCCUCCUACCAGCCGCACCAGCGCCAGGCUGCCCAGGAGGAGCUGAUGGCACGCAGCAACCGCAUCCUGCAGAACCUGGCAGCGCUGGAGGCAGCAGAGCGGCGGCAGCAGCAGGAGGCGGCACCCUCGCGCUUUGCUCGCGUCAUGGCCAUCGCUCACUUCGCCUGGCAAGCGCUGCUGGGCCUGUGUCUGACGCUGCUGGCAGGGCUGGCAGCGGUGUGCCGGGCGGCACAGCGCGGGGCGGGGCGCCUGGCAGACCGCCUGACCGGCAUCAGCGAUGGCGACGAGGACAGCAGUUCAGGCGCCCCAACCUUUCCACCCCCGGGCAUGUUGCCUGGCGGCGGCGCCACGCCCGGCGUGAGCGGCUUCCAGCGCUGA